Molecule: messenger RNA, 1952 nt
Organism: Schistocerca cancellata (South American locust)
Lineage: Eukaryota; Metazoa; Arthropoda; Insecta; Orthoptera; Acrididae
Product: alpha-tocopherol transfer protein-like
Exons: 7
Coding region: 102-1025 (307 amino acids)
Cellular component (GO): membrane
Molecular function (GO): phosphatidylinositol bisphosphate binding
Source: RefSeq, a predicted model, not a curated record
UCUUAGGAAGACUGUCUUCAGGUGUGUUUCUGGAGAUAGCCUCUGCAGCAAACGCAGGACGUAUCACUCAGGACACGCUACAGAAACAGAGAGUGCUUAAGAUGGGUUACCGAGAGCUAAGUCCGGAGUUGCUGGCAAGAGCCCAGAAGGAGUUGAAUGAAGACCCGAAGAGAAGGGACCAGGACAUCCAGCACAUCAAGGACUGGCUGAAGAAACAACCGCACAUCAAGGCUCGUAUGGACGACCAGUGGCUGCUGACGUUCCUGCGCGGCUGCAAGUUCUCGCUGGAGCGCACCAAGGAGAAGCUCGACAUGUACUACACGGUGCGCCGGCACCUACCAGAGCUGUUCGCCGACCGGGACCCCUUCUCUGCCGACAUACAGAAGGUCCUCUCAGCCGGGGUGUUAACGAAACUGCCACAGACAGAUGCCCAGGGCAGGCGUGUGAUCCUGAUGAACGUGGGAAAACUUCCGGCCGGAACAGUUUCCACCGAAGCUGCCUUCCGGACCAACUUCCUGGGACUCGACAUAUCACUUCUGGAGGACGACGAAGCCAUCAUCUGUGGUCAAGUGGUCAUCCAAGACAUGAAAGACAUCACGCUUGGCCAUAUGACUGCCAUUACACCCUACUUCAUGAAGCGUGUGGCUACCUGCUUCCAAGAGGCCUACCCUCUGCGACCCAAGGGAACGCACAUAAUAAACGUUCCUCCUGGUGUCGAGAAGUUUAUUAGCCUGUUCCAGAGCUUCAUGAAGGAGAAGCUGAGACGAAGGGUGUUUAUUCACUCGAGCAUGGAGACGCUGUACGAACAUAUUCCGAAGAAAAUCCUUCCUCAGGAGUACGGCGGGGAAGCGGGUCCGAUCGAGGAAAUGCAGAAGGCCUGGAAGGCUAAGGUGGAGAGCUACAGCAGCUUCUUCAAAGAGGACGCACAGUUCGGCGUGGACGAGUCGAAGCGGCCCGGCAAGCCCAAGACAAUGACCGACCUCUUUGGAUUGGAGGGAUCCUUCAGGCAGCUAUCAGUUGACUGAAAUGCCAGCGGACGUGCUCUCCCACACACCCCAUCGUGUUCGUGCAUCGUCUACUAUUCAUCAACACAAACAUAUUUUAACGAAGAACUCAGGAGUUGAGGGCACACCUGCUAUGUACACGAAAACGACCUUACUUGAGCAAUCAGACUCGAAAUCUUACUGAUGUCAAGAAAUUUUUCUUUCAUUGUCAAAUCGCAUGGAGGUGAGAGGAGGAACAGGAAAAAACGGGACACAGUCACCAUUUUCUCGCUGAAUCGUCUCCUAUUGACAGAAUUUAAAAUUUUCAAUUGAACGUCCCACCAAAAAUGUUUAGUUACAAUUUAUUAUGGGUAAGCUUAGUCGAAAUUACUUUCACUAUUGUCUAAGCUUUCUGUUUUCGAAAAUAUCUCGAUUGUAAAAACUUCAGAAUAUACUGUUAAUGUAAUGAUAAUUUUGUAGUUUUUAAGUGCCACAACUAAAUCUCGUGAUCAGUAAUUUCCUCAACUUCUGUGUACUGUACAAAGCUCUGUUUGUGCUGGUCACCAUUAAAACUGGGUGAAAGGUAGCCUGUUUAAGCCCUUUUGGACAUUAAAAUUGGAAGGUUGAAAUUUACAAAACAAAAGCUGAAGUAUUCAGAUCACAUGGCCUUCACAGUUUUUCAGAAAAGUAACAAUGUAACUUCAGAUGCUGUUUUGCAACUGCCCUUCUGACUAACUUGUCUGCUAGAAUGAAAUUUUUUUGAUGUGUACUACAUCCUCCUGAUUUUCCAGAGAAGUUGUGGGAUAUUUUAUAGGAAAAUAUAAAUGCCAGUUUAGGGCAAAACCUAAGCAGUUGGACAAUAAUUGGCAUUAGGUUCUUUCCUAGUGAGCUGCUCACUUGCUUGUCUAUGGCAAUGUGAUUGUUGUGUUUCAUUUCUGUUGCAUCUUCUGCGUAUGGAUGACAAAAGCU